AUGGCACCACUGACUUUCAAUCAACGAAAUGACCACCCAUUGACAAAGUGUAAGGAUAAUGUACGGGCAUAACCAAGUGCUGUACCUGUUCUAAUGUCUUGUUUGACACUACUCAAUGGAGCCAUCAGAAAUGGUUUUGGAAAAGCAUCAUUUAGCACGACGCAGUCUCUCCAGCAAAUCAUAAAGCUGUCACGUCUACGUGUCGUUGAUAACAGCGCACUCGGUCGUGCCGCCAUGCAGUCGGGCAAGCCGCCACGCUGCAUACACGUCUACAAGAACACAGGCGUGGGCACGAUCGGAGACAAGAUCCUCGUUGCCAUAAUGGGCCAGAAGAAGCGCGGUUAUAUCAUCGGCUGCAGGCAGAAGCAGGCGGCGGGCGUGCCGCGAUUUGACUCGAACAACAUGGUGCUAGUCGAUGAUUCUGGCACUCCGCUGGGGACGAGGAUACGGGUGCCCGUGCCGUCGUGUCUCCGGGGAAAGGCGACAGGAGACUUUAGCAAGGUCUUAGCGAUCGCGUCCAAGUUUGUGUGAGAAGCGCCGUUACCGGUAGAGCGACGAAGCGGACGUGUGACGGGGAGUGUUUCAGAAUGGUCGAUGGUUGCCAUGGCCACUGUUCAGCGAUUUUUUAUUGACGGUUUGGUAGAAGCCAUGCACGGUAUUGUCACUUGAAAACUUGCGUGCAUGCGUUGAUUUAACCGAGUGAAAUCCCUUUGUGAGUCUGAGCUCUGAGUUCGUCAUUAGGUGCAUAAUGCAUUCAUUAGCGAAUUAUAUAUGGGUUUAGUGGUCGAUGAUUUAGUAUUGGAUGACAUUGGAUGAAAGCUGAUGAUAUCAUGCAAUCUCCUGUAAUAUUGUUGCGUAUAAGCAAAUGUGAAGUGAAUGUGAAGUCUGCAAACUGAUUACAAUGAUAUUGUUAGUGCUCAAGUAAUGUUAUGUGCAAUAUCAAAUGCCAUUACUGGCAGAUUUCUUUGUAUAAAUAAAAUUUGUUUAGUUUACAAUCUUC
Molecule: messenger RNA, 1000 nt
Organism: Priapulus caudatus
Lineage: Eukaryota; Metazoa; Priapulida; Priapulimorpha; Priapulimorphida; Priapulidae
Product: 39S ribosomal protein L14, mitochondrial-like
Exons: 3
Coding region: 94-531 (145 amino acids)
Biological process (GO): translation
Cellular component (GO): mitochondrion; ribosome
Molecular function (GO): structural constituent of ribosome
Source: RefSeq, a predicted model, not a curated record